This is a messenger RNA of Salpingoeca rosetta, 1866 nucleotides long. Its product is annotated as phosphoglucomutase 2. Gene Ontology annotation, biological process: carbohydrate metabolic process. NCBI's taxonomy places the organism in Eukaryota, Choanoflagellata, Craspedida, Salpingoecidae. The transcript is spliced from 16 exons. The record is from RefSeq and is a predicted model, not a curated record. Gene Ontology annotation, cellular component: cytosol. The coding region runs from base 140 to 1759 and encodes 539 amino acids. Gene Ontology annotation, molecular function: phosphoglucomutase activity; magnesium ion binding.
UGCAGAAGCAAAGCAACUAACCAACGAUUUCGCAUUUCCACUCCGUCAACCAACCUCAUCUGCAGCGCACAUCAAACUCCAGACAGUCCAGUACGUCUCAACAGUCAGGAAGAAGCAAAGCUUACCAACGGAAGCCAAGAUGCCAACGGUUGCGACAACGCCGUUUGAUGACCAGAAGCCUGGCACCUCUGGUCUGCGCAAGAAGGUGACCGUCUUCCAGCAAGACCACUACACGGAGAACUUCAUCCAGGCCAUCUUUAACGCCAUCCCCGCCGUCGAGGGGGAGAGCUUCGAAGGGUCCACCAUCGUCGUUGGCGGUGAUGGCCGCUUCUUCUGCACGGAGGCCGCCCAGAAGAUCAUCAAGAUUGCCCAUGCCAACAAGGUGGGCAAGGUGGUUGUGGGCCAGAACGGCCUCUUCUCCACCCCAGCCGUCUCUGCCGUGAUUCGCGGCCGUCAGGCCAAAGGUGGCAUCAUCCUGACGGCGUCCCACAACCCUGGCGGCCCAACCGGUGACUUUGGCAUCAAGUACAACGCUCGCAACGGCGGCCCUGCCCCCAGCAGCAUGACCGACAAGAUCUUCGAAGCGAGCAAGGAGCUGACGGCGUAUCACAUCAGCGACAUUGCGGACGUCGACCUCUCAAAGGUCCAGACGGUCAAGGUGGACGAUACCUUCACCGUCGAAGUCGUCGACUCAGUGCAGGAAUAUCUUGACCUGAUGAAGCAGCUGUUUGACUUUGCCACCCUGCGCAAGCUCGUCUCUUCCUCCUCCUUCAAGAUGCGCGUGGACUGUCUCCACGGCGUGGCCGGCCCCUAUGCGAAGCGCAUCCUUGAGGACGAGCUCGGUGCACCGCAGGGCUCUGUCGUCAACUGCUCCCCGCUGCCGGACUUUGGCGGCGGCCACCCUGACCCGAACCUCACAUAUGCCGCCGACCUCGUCACCGCAAUGAAGAGCGGCGAGUUUGAUUUUGGCGCAGCUUUUGACGGCGAUGCGGUGCGCCCUCGAAUGUGUAUGUGUGCGUGCGUGUGUGUGUGUGUGUGUGCGUGCGUGCGUGCGUGCGUGCGUGCGUGCGUGCGUGCGUCGAUGCCAACCGGGUCUGCCCUCGAUCGCGUGGCCGAGAAGCUGGGCCUCUCCCUUUACGAGGUCCCCACGGGCUGGAAGUUCUUUGGCAACCUCAUGGAUGCAGACCGCAUCACCAUCUGCGGCGAGGAGAGCUUUGGCACAGGCUCAAGCCACGUGCGCGAGAAGGACGGCGUGUGGGCGUGCCUGUGCUGGCUCUCCAUCCUCAGCAACACCGGGGAGUCUGUGCAAGACAUCUGCACUAAGCACUGGGAAGAGUUUGGCCGCAACUACUUCACACGGUACGACUACGAGGGUCUCAAGACUGAAGACGCCAACAAGGUGAUGUCGCACCUCGGCGCCAUGACUGAGGACGCCUCCAUGGCCGGCAAGCAGUUUGAUAGCGGUUUCAAGCUGAAGAUCUGCGACAACUUUGAGUACACCGACGUGACCAACAACGAGGUCACCUCCAAGCAGGGCAUUCGGUUUGUGUUUGAGGACAACUCGCGCAUUGUGUUCCGCCUGAGUGGUACCGGCUCCAGCGGUGCCACCCUGCGCAUGUACAUUGACAGCUACCAAGGCGACCGCAAGCAGUGUCAGGUUGAGGCACAGACGGCGCUCAAGCCGCUGGUGUCACUUGCGCUGCAGCUGGCCAAGGUCGAGGAGUUCACUGGCCGCAAGGAGCCCACCGUCAUCACCUAAUCAUUCCACACCCUUCCCCCUCUUGCGGCUUUUGUCCCGUGCAUGCAUGUCGUGUGCCAUGCAAUGCCCGUGUUGCCUUGAUGAAUAAAACGCGCCGCCAACACACA